CUCCAAUAACUCCAAACCCCCCCCCACUCAGCUCUUUCUUUGUCUGUCUUGGUUUAACUUUUGGUUAGAUUGUCUGCCCUUUUGUCUCCUCUAUUUACCUACUACUCUACUCGACUUAUAUACGGAGUAUAGGACACCCUUUCAGGCUGCACAAGAGAAACCACUGUUGCAAAGUCUUGACGCCACACUGUCUGGUGUCAGCCUUGCACUUGACACUUGAGAUUGAGAGGAGAGAAGCAGUUGAGAACGGGGCGUCUGCCUCCCCAUAUUCGUGGAGAUAUAUCGCGCCAUUACUUCCAUGGCACCCCUCCUGUUACGCCCUCGACAGAGCCUCUCGAAAGAGAGGUUCUCUGGCUAUUUUGGAUCCCUCAAACCCCAGCCCUACCAUGAUCCCAGCGCCUUGUCCAGGGGGGCGACUCCCAGCAGCAUUCGAUCAAUAGCAUGGAACCCUCUGGGUAAUUUGAUUGCCACUGGAGCUUCAGACAAGACCCUGCGUGUCUGGAACCCUGAGAAACCCAAUGCCCGGUUCUCAACAGAACUCAAAGGCCACAUGGCCUCAAUACAGAAAGUCGCAUUUAACCCUGUCAAGGACGCAGAGCUUUGCAGCGUCAGCGAUGACGGGGUCGUCAAGUUCUGGGAUGUCAGGACCAAGGCUUGUGUGAAUGAGGUCAAGGGCCUGGGCGACGCUUUCACGUUGGUAUGGGCGCCAGAUGGCGAGUCAUUAAUCGUGGGGAAUAAGAGCAACAACCUCUUCGUGCUCUCUCCAAACCAGUCAACUCCUCUCCCUUCUCAUCAACAGGCGGUCCAAACGAACCAGGUAGCUUUCUGUUGGAGUGGAAAGAAAAUAUUUGUCACCACGGGCGAGGGGACGACGCGGAUACUCUCAUAUCCGGACUUCGAACCAGUUUUGCGCCUAAACCACCCCAUGGAAGAAGGCAAGUCGGAUGAGUUCGUGCUAACUGGACACACCUCGUCCUGCGUUACGGCAGAGCUGCAACCAACGGGGCGCUAUCUCGCUACUGGUGGAACCGACUCCAUCAUUGCUCUCUGGGACACCACGGACUGGCUCUGCCAGAGGACCGUUACCAGGAUGCUUGGACCUGUGAGGAGCAUCAGCUUUACUUUCGAUGGUAGCUUCGUAGUAGGGGGUAGCGACGAAGGUGCUGGACUGGAGGUCACUCAUGCCGAAACCGGAGACCAUGUUCACAGCUUUAAGACGGCUGGCCCAUGUCCCGUCGUUGCGUGGGCACCUACAAGGUAUUGCCUAGCAUAUAGUGAUGUUGGAGGGUUACGCAUCGUCGGUGUAGAUGCGGGAGGGAAAUACUGAUGCAUGGGUAUUGGCACCUAUUGUAUUAUCAUACGACGGGAUUUAGUGUAUUUCAUAGAUAGCGGUCAACAACUACGACCCUCUUCGAUAGGAGUGAAGCUGAAGUAUGAAGGAGGUUGGGUGAUACGUCUAAUAUUGG
Molecule: messenger RNA, 1466 nt
Organism: Phialemonium atrogriseum
Lineage: Eukaryota; Fungi; Ascomycota; Sordariomycetes; Cephalothecales; Cephalothecaceae
Product: WD40-repeat-containing domain protein
Exons: 5
Coding region: 299-1327 (342 amino acids)
Biological process (GO): mRNA export from nucleus
Cellular component (GO): THO complex part of transcription export complex
Molecular function (GO): protein binding
Source: RefSeq, a predicted model, not a curated record